This is a messenger RNA of Pteropus alecto (black flying fox), 1788 nucleotides long. It is a transcript of the gene GID8, whose product is annotated as GID complex subunit 8 homolog. Gene Ontology annotation, biological process: proteasome-mediated ubiquitin-dependent protein catabolic process; positive regulation of canonical Wnt signaling pathway. Gene Ontology annotation, molecular function: protein binding. Lineage: Eukaryota; Metazoa; Chordata; Mammalia; Chiroptera; Pteropodidae. The record is from RefSeq and is a predicted model, not a curated record. Gene Ontology annotation, cellular component: cytoplasm; nucleus.
AGCUCCGUCUAUUCUGACAGCCGCGUGAGAGCGUUUUGAGGUCCACGUCUUCGUUAACACUGGUCUCGUCAGACUUUGGUUUUGUCAGUCUGCCGGGUGGACGAUGGCGAGCUCCUUUGGAGCACGUGUGCCAUCGCAUAAUUCUUCAUCUUAUGCCCCUGGUGCUGUCCUCUGCGCUUAGGGGAGAAUCUGUCUAAGCGCCUUUCUUACUUGGCAGGGCCUCCUCGGUCUGACCCCGGCCGACCUCUUGACCUCUUGACUUCUUGGUUCUAAGACCCUUGGAAGGUUCAUCCCAUCUUCUGAACGUCCCAGCUUUCUUCUUGAUCCUUAACCUUGCUCUUUUUCAGAUUUAAAAUAGCUUCUCCUUCUCUCCCUUUUACUUUUUACUACGUCGCUGUGUUUGUGUCUGAAAUGAACACGGUCGUUACACAGCUCUUCACCAAUUCUUAAAAAUUUUUUUUUCCUGUAGAAGUAAAUCAGAAUGAGUUAUGCAGAAAAAUCCGAUGAAAUCACGAAAGAUGAGUGGAUGGAAAAACUCAAUAACUUACACGUCCAGCGAGCAGACAUGAAUCGUCUCAUCAUGAACUACCUGGUCACAGAGGGCUUUAAGGAAGCCGCGGAGAAGUUUCGCAUGGAAUCCGGGAUCGAGCCGAGUGUGGACCUGGAAACCCUCGACGAGCGAAUCAAAAUCCGCGAGAUGCUGCUGAAAGGCCAGAUCCAGGAGGCCAUCGCCCUGAUCAACAGCCUCCACCCGGAGCUGCUGGACACGAACCGCUAUCUAUACUUCCACCUGCAGCAACAGCACCUGAUCGAGCUGAUCCGCCAGCGGGAGACAGAGGCGGCGCUGGAGUUCGCGCAGACGCAGCUGGCGGAGCAGGGCGAGGAGAGCAGGGAGUGCCUGACGGAGAUGGAGCGCACGCUGGCGCUGCUGGCCUUCGACAACCCCGAGGAGUCGCCCUUCGGAGACCUGAGCAUGAUGCAGCGGCAGAAGGUGUGGAGCGAAGUGAACCAAGCUGUCCUCGAUUACGAAAACCGGGAGUCUACACCCAAGCUGGCAAAAUUACUGAAACUGCUCCUUUGGGCUCAGAAUGAGCUGGACCAGAAGAAAGUAAAAUAUCCCAAAAUGACGGACCUCAGUAAAGGUGUGAUCGAGGAGCCCAAGUAGGUCAGCGGGCGGCCCCGCGCGGCCGGCCCAGGACCUCCGGAGCGUGCGGCGGCGCAGGAGACGGCUCUUCCCCCCCUUACGAUUUUCGACUCGGCAUCUUCUUUUAAAGGGAAAAGCGACCCUGUUAAGGGCUGGACAGCUCGCAGAGGAAGAAGCGUCUCUGGAAGCCUGACGGCCGACUGCACGGUGGCGUCCUGCAGGCGGCGGUGGUGGCGGUGGCGCCCAGCGCGUGUGGCCUCCUGCUCCUGAGGGAUGUGUUGGCCACUGCGCGCCAGGCUGCUGGGGACACCAGUUAGCCUUCAGGCCUCCCACCCCGUCGAGAAGCACUGACCAUAGCUUUGCUUUCUGUCCGCUCGCAGGCAGGCGACACAGCUUCCUGACCCUCUCCGCCGCCUCAGGCCAUGGUGUAGAAGUUUCCCUCGCCUCCUCGGUGUCCCGUUUCUUUCGUUUUUCAUAGGAAAGACUAUAAAUUUGUAAACCCUGACUCAAAGACUUGCCGUGUGUGAGGAUAUCGAGUGUGAUUUCUUUUCCCUUUCUGUCUGGGCUGUGUGGCUUCUGGGGACGUGUGUGAGACGGGUGGGGCCGUGUUUUUUAAUUUUUCAAAUAUAUAUUUUGGUGCUGUA